UGUCAGCAGCCGCUGGAGACGAGGCUCGGUGUGUGAAAGCCGCUUGGCAUGAAUGCCUGGGCCGUACCAAGCGCGGCGGCGCCCGCGGGGGGAGGCCGCCCCGCCGCCCCGCCGCCCCGCGCAGACAAUAGGCCCCGCGCCGCGUCCCCCUGACUCGCCCCGCGCCCCGGACAUGCGGCGCCCGGCACCGCGCGCCUGACGCAGGUGAACUUCUGUUGUGAAACAAGCGAUUUGCAACUCAUGGCCUCCACAAUGAGUACUGCUGUGUCGUGACGCCAGGGGUCUUGCGUGCCCUGGAGAUGCGAGACUUCCCCUGGGCAGCAGGAGGCACGCGUCUAGAGAAUGCUGGAGCUGCAGGAGGGAAGAGCCCCGUGCAAAACCAGAGAGGAGCAAAGAGAAAAAAGGCAAGCAGACAGCCGACAUUGAGAGAAGCGGGUGGCAAAAAGUGCUUCGACGCUGCCUCUGGCGGCACGCUCCCCAGAGGAACUUGACGAGAGCCCAUCUGUGUGUGUGUGAGACUGUGAGCUCAGGAUUUCUGUCAAUGCAUUCCAGUAACCCCAAAGUGAGGAACUCCCCGUCAGGCAACACACAGAGUAGCCCCAAAUCAAAGCAGGAGGUGAUGGUCCGUCCCCCUACAGUGAUGUCCCCGUCUGGCAACCCCCAGCUGGAUUCCAAGUUUUCCAACCAAGGCAAACAAGGGGGCUCCACCAGCCAAUCCCAGCCCUCUCCCUGUGACCCCAAAAGUGGAGGUCACCCUCCCAAAGUGCUCCCUGGCCCAGGUGGGAGCAUGGGGCUGAAGAAUGGGUCUGGAAAUGGUGCCAAGGGGAAGGGGAAGAGAGAAAGGAGCAUUUCAGCAGACUCCUUUGAACAGAGGGAAGCUGGGACUCCUAAUGAAGACCCUGAAAUCAAAGACUGCAAUUCUUCUGAUCAUGUGAAGUCCCAGGAGUCUCAGCACACACCACACUCCAUGACUCCUUCAAAUGCUUCAGCCCCAAGGUCUUCCACGCCUUCCCAUGGCCUGACUGCUACUUUGGAGCCAGCAAGUGGGCAGAAGACUCCAUCCAAAGUGGUUUAUGUCUUUUCUACUGAGAUGGCCAACAAGGCUGCAGAAGCUGUGCUGAAGGGACAGGUGGAAACCAUUGUGUCCUUUCAUAUCCAGAACAUCUCAAACAGCAAGGCAGAACGAAACACUGUACCCUUGAACCCCCAGAUCACUGCACUUCGGACUGAAUCCAAGCCUCUGCCGCAGCCCCAGCCCCCUGCUGCCCAGGACCAGAACCCUCCCCAGAACGCCAAAAUGCAGCCGACUCCACCUGUGUCAGCGCCGGUACCAAAUCCACUGCCCCCCCCAUGUCCCAUAGAUCAGGACAGUCCCAGUGUGGAAAGCAAAGUGAUGUCUGUGGGCAGCCCUGCCAACUCUACCCCAUUGCAGACGGAAGCAUUUGGGCAGAGUUCAACCCCCAAUAAUCGAGCAGUUAGCCCGGUUUCCCAAGGUAGCAAUAGCUCUGCUGCAGACCCCAAAGGUCCUCCCCAGCAGGUGUCUGGUGGAGACCCAUCCAGUUUGGGUGAGAAUCCAGAUGGACUGUCACAGGAACAGCUGGAGCAUCGAGAACGCUCGUUGCAGACCCUGAGAGACAUACAACGCAUGCUCUUCCCUGAUGAGAAGGAGUUUGCAGGAGGGCAAAGUGGGGGGCCACCCCCAAAUGCUGGGGUGCUGGAUGGUCCGCAAAAGAAAACUGAAGGGCCAAUACAGGCCAUGAUGGCUCAAUCCCAAAGUUUAGGCAAAGGGUCAGGGUCUCGGACAGAUGGUGGGGCUCCGUUUGGCCCUCAAGGACACAGGGACAUGCCUUUUUCCCCAGAUGAAAUGGGGCCACCUCCGAUGAACUCCCAGUCGGGACCCAUAGGCCCAGACCACCUGGACCACAUGACUCCUGAGCAGGUGGCCUGGCUCAAGCUGCAGCAGGAGUUUUACGAGGAGAAGAGAAGAAAGCAAGAGCAGGUGGUUGUGCAGCAGUGUUCACUGCAGGACAUGAUGGUCCAUCAGCAUGGACCUCGUGGGGUGGUCCGAGGCCCUCCCCCUCCCUACCAGAUGGCCCCUGGGGAGGGCUGGGGACCUGGGGGUCCAGAGCCCUUCCCUGAAGGCAUGAACAUGUCACACUCUCUGCCCCCCAGGGGCAUGGCGCCUCAUCCCAACAUGCCUGGGAGCCAGAUGCGCCUGCCUGGUUUUGCAGGAAUGAUGAACCCUGACAUGGAGGGCCCCAGUGUUCCAAAUCCCUCGUCCCGGCCUGGGCUUUCGGGAGUUAGUUGGCCAGACGAUGUGCCAAAAAUUCCAGAUGGCCGAAACUUCCCUCCUGGCCAGGGUGUCUUCAGCGGCCCUGGCCGAGGGGAGCGGUUCCCAAAUCCACAGGGCCUGCCUGAAGAGCUCUAUCAGCAGCAGCUGGCCGAGAAACAAAUGGGACUCCCUCCUGGCCUGAACAUGGAAGGCAUCAGGCCUGGCAUGGAGAUAAACAGAAUGAUGCCCUCCCAGAGACACAUGGAGCCUGGGAACAACCCCAUCUUCCCUCGCAUGCCAGUGGAAGGGCCAAUGAGCCCCUCUAGGGGGGACUUCCCCAAAGGAAUACCCCCACAAAUGGGCUCUAGCAGGGAGCUGGAGUUUGGGAUGGGCCCUAGCAGCAUGAAGGGAGACAUGGGCAUGAAUGUCAGCAUGGGCUCCAACCCACCUCUGGUCCCUCAGAAGCUGAGGGAGGCAGGCGUUGGGCCGGAAGAGAUGAUGAAACUGCGCCCUGGUGUCUCGGAGAUGCUCUCCUCUCAGCAGAAAAUGGUGCCGCUGCCGUUUGGGGAGCACCCACAGCAGGAGUAUGGCAUGGGUCCCAGGCCUUUCCUUCCCAUGUCUCAGGGCCCAGGAGUUGGUCUCCGAAAUCUCAGAGAACAGAUUGGGCCUGACCAAAGGACUAGCAACCGGCUCAGCCACAUGCCGCCACUACCUCUCAAUCCCACCAGUAACCCUAAUAGCCUCAACACUGCUCCCCCUGCGCAGCGCAGCCUUGGCCGCAAACCUUUGGAUAUCUCUGCAGCUGGUCAGGUGCAUUCACCAGGAAUCAACCCCCUGAAGUCCCCCACGAUGCGCCAGGUCCAGUCUCCCAUGAUGGGGUCUCCCUCUGGGAACCUGAAGUCCCCUCAGACGCCCUCCCAGCUGGCAGGAAUGCUUGCGGGCCCCACUGCUGCAGCUGCUGCUGCCUCCAUCAAGUCACCCCCCAUCUUGGGAUCUGCUGCUGCUUCUCCUGUCCACCUCAAGUCUCCAUCUCUCCCUGCACCUUCUCCUGGAUGGACUUCGUCUCCAAAGCCUCCUUUGCAGAGCCCUGGGAUUCCCCCAAACCACAAGGCGUCUCUCACCAUGUCUUCUCCAGCCAUGCUGGGGAACGUGGAAUCAGGUGGUCCACCUCCUUCCACAGUCAGCCAGUCUGCUCCUGUGACUCUCCCAGGAAAUCUUCCCUCUAGUAGUCCUUACACAAUGCCUCCAGAGCCAACCCUCUCCCAGAAUCCCCUUUCCAUUAUGAUGUCCAGGAUGUCCAAAUUUGCCAUGCCCAGCUCUACACCACUCUAUCAUGAUGCCAUCAAAACUGUGGCCAGCUCAGAUGAUGACUCCCCUCCAGCACGCUCCCCUAACUUGCCAUCUAUGAACAGUGUACCAGGAAUGGGCAUUAAUUCUCAGAAUCCUCGAAUUUCAGGUCCAAACCCAGUGGGUCCAAUGCCAACCCUUAGCCCAAUGGGAAUGACCCAGCCUCUUUCCCAUAACAACCAGAUGCCCUCUCCAAAUGCUAUGGGACCCAAUAUACCUCCUCAUGGGGUCCCUGUGGGACCUGGCCUGAUGUCACACAACCCGAUGAUGGGGCAUGGUUCCCAAGAGUCUCCAAUGGUACCUCAAGGACGCCUGGGCUUCCCACAGGGGUUCCCUCCUGUGCAGUCCCCUCCACAGCAGGUGCCAUUUCCACACAACGGGCCCAGCGGUGGACAAGGCAAUUUCCCAGCGGGAAUGGGCUUCCAUGGAGAAGGACCUCUGGGGCGUCCUACUAACCUGCCCCAAAGUUCGACAGAUCCAGCACUUUGCAAGACUGGAGGCCCUGGUGGUCCAGACUCCUUCACUGUUCUUGGAAACAAUAUGCCUUCGGUUUUCACUGAUCCAGAGCUGCAGGAGGUGAUCCGUCCUGGAGCCACGGGAAUACCAGAGUUUGACCUGUCCAGGAUUAUCCCGUCGGAGAAGCCUAGCCAGACACUACAGUAUUUCCCUCGUGGGGAGGUGCCGGGCCGCAAGCAGCCACAGGGUCCUGGGCCUGGGUUCUCCCACAUGCAGGGAAUGAUAGGAGAGCAGACCCCAAGAAUGGGACUAACAUUGCCUGGCAUGGGGGCGCCUGGGCCAGUGGGAACUCCGGAUAUCCCUCUUGGGACGGCUCCGCCCAUGCCAGGUCAUAAUCCGAUGAGACCACCUGCCUUCCUGCAGCAAGGCAUGAUGGGGCCGCACCACCGUAUGAUGUCACCAGCACAAACAGCGAUGCCUGGCCAGCCUGCGCUAAUGAGUAACCCCGUGGCCAUGAUCCCAGGCAAGGACCGAGCCCCUGCGGGGCUGUACAGCCACCCGGGCCCUGUAGGGUCACCUGGUAUGAUGAUGUCAAUGCAGGGCAUGAUGGGACCCCAACAAAACAUCAUGAUUCCUUCCCAGAUGAGGCCCCGAGGUAUGGCUGCUGACGUUGGCAUGGGAGGAUUUAGCCAAGGCCCUGGAAACCCAGGGAACAUGAUGUUUUAAGCUGCUACCAUAAGACUGGAUGUUCUGAUCCUUGUCAAGAUGAGAUUCCAAGUCCUGAGGGCUUUUUUGGGAGCUUCAGGAGUACAGUUUGGCCAUGCAAUAGGUGAAAAGAGACCAGAGGACACUUUGGGAAAUCUCGAAUGUAUGGAAUUACCUGAAAAAAAAUUAUUCAUUUUAACAGGUUGUUUUUUUUUAAGAUUUAUUUUUUAAAAAUUAUUUUUGUGGACUUGGGUAUCCCGUGACGGCACCUGCUUUGAGAAUCUGUAGCUGUAUUUUGAGAAUUUUGCCAUUUGUCACAAGUUGCACCAUUCUCUGUAUGUUUACGUCCUUUGGACUGGCUUCUCCCAGGACUCUCGGUUAUUUUUGGGGUUUUUUGUGUACUGUACUAUAUUGUAAAAGGGAUUUUAGCAGAGACUUUAGUCUUUGGGGUGAGAGGAGAAUGGGAUUCUAGGCUGUUUACUUUAGGUGGAGAAUCCAUCUUCAGAACUUCGGGCUAUUUUCCUUCAACUCCAAUGUAUAGAAAAACCAAACUACGACCUCAGAGCAGAGUAUUAAUGAAAAGCACAAAAAGGAACUUAAGUUCAGUGAGGGGAAUCUUUUAAAAGAAAUAAAUAAUAAGUUAAGGACAUAUUUUUCAAAUUAUGGCGUGCUGUCCAGCACCUUCUGUCUCUCCCUCCCACUCUUUAUUAAAUAGGCUUCUCUCUCUCCGUCCCCCUUCUGUCUCUCCUAUGGCAGCUGCAAUACAUUGUGUUAUUUUGGGGAGUAAAUCUAGGAGAGCCUCUCCUCCUGUGGGGACUCCUCCCACUUUUAGGAAGGAGCUGGACUUGGACACUGUUACAUCCUACAGUAGUCUCUCUCACUGUUUCCUAUUCUCCUUUUCUUAGAAACCCCAAGUGAUUUUAUUAAUGUGGGAGUGGAACAGACACUAAAAGUUAUCCAGGAUUUUUUUUGUGGUUAUUUUUUUCCUCCCCAGCGUAAGACGUUCUGUGUAACCUCCAUUAAAUUUGGUACAAAACCACUCGCCAGGGCUGUGGUGUCAGAAAAAUAAAAUAUAUUGUUUCUUACAAAAAUGAACUGUCUUCUUUAUCCAGUCCAGUUGUUUCUAUGUACAUCAGACAGCUGGCCAGAGGACUGCUUGCUCUUCCUUCUGAUCACAGCCAGCCUAGAGGCCAGAUGGGGUAAGCUUUGGCAGCUCCGAAAAGUCUGGUCUGUAGGCAGUUGUGUGCUCCUUGCCAGGCGCUUCUGUUCACUUAAUCCUGAACUGACUUUGUUUUCCUUUGGAGUGAGGUAGUAUUUUGGAACACCCAGGGAUGGUAGUUACAUUCUUCCUCCAUUUGUUGAGGGUCAAGGAACAGACAAAACUUGUCUCUGUCCCUUCUUCCUGGUGAGAGUUUUCAGCGCUACGGAGGUACGUGGUUUUGAGCUUUCCCUAAAUAGCGGCAUCGGCCUGCUAAGUGCCAGAGUCUGACACAAUGUGGAGCAGCUGGGGUUGUGUUGGAGUCUGGGGGCUUUGGAUUGGGUAGGGUCUCUGGCUGCUGUUGCUCAGAGGCUGAGAUAGUGGGGAACAGGUACAAUGACGGUGAAAAAUUGUCAGUGAGUAGGUUUUUAUCAAGACAACCCUGCUGACUAAAUGGUUGCUUUCCUUUGUUUCUCACUGGUGGCUUCCUAAUCCCCCUGUCUUUUCAAACUUGCCUUUUGAGAGAAUUUCAGCAAGAAGGUUUUAUGGUUUUGUCUGAGGAGCAAAAAUUUGGAUGCCAAAACAUGGAUCAGGAGUUGAACCCUCCUUCUGGAGAAGACCAGGAGGAGCCAGAUGUGGAUCUGUAGGGCAGGGAGUGGGCUCUGUCUGUCUGCCCCAGCUCUGUAUAUGGAGUGUGCAAUCUCUGUUCUUCCUUCCACUUGCUGUUACUUGAAAUUAUUUCAAUGAGUAAUUUCCUCAAAGGGCUAUUUAUUAGUGUGAAACUUCAUGUGGAGAAUGAGUAUCUUUAAUAUGCGUGCGUGUGAGGGUUUUUCAGGGUUGACUGAUCCUUAACUCUGGAAAAAGAAUUGCUGUCUGCGGCCAGUUUACCAAAGUUCUGUUGCUAGUAUUACAAAAUGAGUGAAGCCAUGCACUGUUAGAGGCACGCAAGCCUUGGAGCCUUCUGUUGCCUGCUUCGAAAUUCACCUUUGUGCUGUCAUGCAAAUUUACAAUGAUUUUGGGUGAGAAUUACUCUUUUGACAAAGUGUAGGAUGUAUGUUGUGGUGCUUCCCUCUAACAAGACAAGCAGCAUGCCUGCAGCACGGGCUUGUCAAGAAUUUAGAAAGGGCUGACAAUGACACAGUAAGUGUUAUUUCUGUAGAGCGGAGUUACCUCUUCUUCAAAUGCUUGCAUAGCUCCCUUUUGAGGACUUUGCACGGCAGUUGUCACAGUACAGCCUUUUAAAGUGGUGCUGCUUCUGCCGUGACUCCUCACUGU
Molecule: messenger RNA, 7253 nt
Organism: Cuculus canorus (common cuckoo)
Lineage: Eukaryota; Metazoa; Chordata; Aves; Cuculiformes; Cuculidae
Gene: BCL9
Product: BCL9 transcription coactivator
Biological process (GO): canonical Wnt signaling pathway; positive regulation of transcription by RNA polymerase II
Cellular component (GO): beta-catenin-TCF complex
Molecular function (GO): transcription coactivator activity; beta-catenin binding
Source: RefSeq, a predicted model, not a curated record